Molecule: messenger RNA, 1776 nt
Organism: Cyprinodon tularosa
Lineage: Eukaryota; Metazoa; Chordata; Actinopteri; Cyprinodontiformes; Cyprinodontidae
Product: serine/threonine-protein kinase 38-like
Exons: 14
Coding region: 374-1765 (463 amino acids)
Biological process (GO): peptidyl-serine phosphorylation; intracellular signal transduction
Molecular function (GO): ATP binding; protein serine/threonine kinase activity
Source: RefSeq, a predicted model, not a curated record
CCCAGAGCGUCUGAUGAGCCCGAUGAGCUCAGGAAGCAGCGGUCCUUAUUUCAUGUUUUGUAGCGACUGAAAGGGGAGGACAGGUGUUAUUUUUGGGGGUCGUAGAGGCAGAAUAUUUUCCAGUUGUUUCAGAUUAGGCGGCUGUCAGCGACAGAAGAGCUUUGUUAUGAUUUCCAGCGUUGAUAUCGAUGAUGUUUACUGUUCAGCCACAUAGGUCUAUGUGACGGAUAGCAAAUAUUAACUGGUUCCUCCAGCGUGAAACUGCCUUAAUAUUAGGCACAGACGGGAUUAUUUGACAUAUUUUCUCCAUUUAUAUUGCUGUUUGCUGGUGGCACGCCAAUAAUUGACUCUGGAGCAAGACACGGAGGAUAGCAUGGCCAUGACGGGGGGGACGGCAGCUGCCCUUCCCAUGAGCAACCACACCCGGGAGAGGGUGACCGUGGCCAAGCUGACUCUGGAAAACUUCUACAGCACGCUGCUGACGCAGCACGAGGAGCGGGAGAUGAGGCAGAAGAAGCUUGAAAAGGCCAUGGAAGAAGAGGGCCUGCCAGAUGAGGAGAAAGUGAUGCGGCGCUCGCAGCACGCCCGGAAGGAGACGGAGUUCCUGCGUCUGAAGAGGACGCGGCUCGGUUUGGACGACUUUGAGUCUCUGAAGGUUAUCGGAAGAGGAGCUUUUGGAGAGGUCCGCCUGGUGCAGAAAAAGGACACUGGACACAUUUACGCCAUGAAGAUCCUGAGAAAAGCAGACAUGCUGGAGAAAGAACAAGUGGCUCACAUCCGUGCAGAAAGGGACAUUCUGGUGGAGGCGGACAGCGCCUGGGUGGUCAAGAUGUUCUACAGCUUCCAGGACAAGAGGAACCUCUACCUCAUCAUGGAGUUCCUGCCUGGAGGCGACAUGAUGACGCUGCUGAUGAAGAAGGACACACUGUCCGAAGAGGCCACGCAGUUCUACAUCGCCGAGACGGUUCUGGCCAUCGACUCCAUCCACCAGCUGGGCUUCAUCCACAGAGACAUCAAACCAGACAACCUGCUGCUGGACUCCAGGGGACACGUGAAGCUGUCGGAUUUCGGCCUGUGCACCGGACUGAAGAAGGCCCAUCGCACCGAGUUCUACAGGAACUUGACGCACAACCCACCAAGUGAUUUCUCUUUCCAGAACAUGAACUCAAAGAGGAAAGCAGAAACCUGGAAGAAGAACAGGAGGCAGCUGGCUUAUUCCACAGUAGGAACGCCAGACUACAUCGCUCCUGAGGUGUUCAUGCAGACUGGGUACAACAAGCUUUGUGAUUGGUGGUCUCUGGGUGUCAUCAUGUACGAAAUGCUCAUCGGUUACCCACCCUUCUGUUCGGAGACGCCACAGGAGACGUACAGGAAGGUCAUGAACUGGAAGGAAACCCUCGUCUUCCCACCUGAAGUCCCCAUCUCAGAGAAGGCAAAGGAGCUGAUUCUAAGGUAUUGCACUGAUGCGGAGAACCGAAUAGGCGCCGUUAGUGUGGAGGAGAUCAAAACCCACCCGUUCUUUGAGUCGGUGGACUGGGAGCACAUCAGGGAGCGACCAGCAGCCAUUUCUAUCGAAAUCAAAAGUAUUGAUGAUACUUCAAACUUUGACGACUUCCCCGAAUCAGACAUCCUUCAGCCAGCCAAUGCAACAGAGCCUGACUUCAAAUCAAAGGACUGGGUAUUCUUGAACUACACGUACAAACGGUUCGAGGGCUUGACUCAACGAGGCACCAUCCCUACGUACAUGAAGGCAGGGAAGACCUGACGCGCACCACA